Molecule: messenger RNA, 1008 nt
Organism: Nicotiana tabacum (common tobacco)
Lineage: Eukaryota; Viridiplantae; Streptophyta; Magnoliopsida; Solanales; Solanaceae
Source: RefSeq, a predicted model, not a curated record
AAGGUUGAAGUGGAAGCACUAGUAAUACAAGGACCAAAGAUGGCAACUGUAAUGAGCCAAGUGAAGAAGCUGGAGGUUUCUGUGUUAGUCUUGGGUCAGAAAAAGCCCUCUUCUAUACUUACCUGUCUGUGUGGGCCGAGCAGUGAAGAGGAAUUUAUGGAACAAUGCAUCAACACAUUGGAUUGCUUGACAAUUGGAGUAAGGAAGCAAAUCAAAGGCAUGAGAGGAUACCUUAUCAGCACUAGAUGGCAGAAAAUUUGAAGGGACAAAACAAGUAGAAGCCAGUAAAACAUACGAAAGAAAACAAAGCAUGUUAUCAAAAAUAAAAAUAGAAUAUAACUGUUAGCCUAAGUAAAAUCCAUAGCGCUUUAUGCAAAUGAAGAUCAGCACUACUAAAAAUCAUGUUUCCUGGUCAGAUAGUGAUGUAUAAGACUAUAUUUUGACACAAUAAGUAGAAUCUAAGAGUCUAAUUUCUCUGUCGACACAGGUUUAAUACUAUACAACCUUCUCUCGAACUUCAAGUCUUUUUCAGAUGCAUAUCUACUUUAGUUGAAAUAUCAAACACGAGGAAUCCAACUUUUGAUAAUCCAAUGUGUAAUAAAAAGGUGGAGUAGGAAAAUUGGUUCAUGUGCAAGUAGUUUACAAGGAAAUUUCUAAGAGGGGCCGGGGAAGUCCAGGGACAUUUCAAAGCAACUAUUAAAUGCCAAACUGAAAAAUGAAAAAUUAUUGGAACCAUUUUCUUCUAAUAAAGUUGUUAAAAUUCGGUGGAAUAAUGAUGAGAAUAGUACAUUGGAUUUACUUCCAUCGCUGCAUGUACUCAUAUCGAAUUCAACAAGUAUGAUGCCUAUUCACAGUAUAUCUAUCAAUGGAAAAUAAGUGUAUAAACUUACCAUUUUUUUAAAAUUAGGAAGAAAUAAAAAGGUGGAAGCGGAUGCAGACCUAGAUGCUUAAGAAGAACCCAACAGUUUUUGUAUGUCAUCUGUAGAAUGAGAAAGAAGAGAAAUCACA